Molecule: messenger RNA, 585 nt
Organism: Cavia porcellus (domestic guinea pig)
Lineage: Eukaryota; Metazoa; Chordata; Mammalia; Rodentia; Caviidae
Gene: Lgals1
Product: galectin 1
Exons: 4
Coding region: 125-532 (135 amino acids)
Molecular function (GO): carbohydrate binding; laminin binding
Source: RefSeq, a predicted model, not a curated record
CAGGGGGUGGGACUUACCGGAGUAUGGUCCAGUUAAAAGGGUGGGAGCGGCCGGCCCCAUCUCUAGGGUGGAGUCCUCAGACAGCUGGUGCAGCAGUCCCUGGAACAUCUUCUUGGCCUCAGUCAUGGCUUGUGGUCUGGUCGCCAGCAACCUGAACCUCAAGCCUGGGGAGUGCCUCCGAGUGCGGGGCGAGGUGGCCCCCGAAGCCAAGAGCUUCGUGCUGAACCUGGGCAAAGACAGCAACAACCUGUGCCUACACUUCAACCCUCGCUUCAGCGCGCACGGGGACACCAACACCAUCGUGUGCAACAGCAAGGACGGCGGCGCCUGGGGGACAGAGCAUCGUGAGCCCGCCUUCCCCUUCCAGCCCGGGAGCGUGGUGGAGGUCUGCAUCUCCUUUGACAAGACUGACCUGACCAUCACACUGCCCGAUGGACACCAAUUCAAGUUCCCCAACCGUCUCAACCUGGAGGCCAUCAACUACUUGGCAGCUGAUGGUGACUUCAAGAUCAAGUGUAUGGCCUUUGAGUGAAGCCACCCAGCCUAUGUCCCCCAAUAAAGGCAGCUGCCUCUUGGCCCCCUGAA